Messenger RNA from Closterium sp. Yama58-4, 828 nucleotides. The record is from the annotation of a GenBank genome assembly. NCBI's taxonomy places the organism in Eukaryota, Viridiplantae, Streptophyta, Zygnematophyceae, Desmidiales, Closteriaceae.
AUGCACCUCCCACCCAGCCGUCGCUCUCCCUCCCAUCCCCCGUAUCCUCUUUCGCCCUCCUCGCCGUCGCCUCUCCCCCUUCCCGCCGUCGCCUCUCCUCCUCCCCGCCGUCGCCUCUCCCUCCUCCCCACCGUCGCCUCUCCUCCUUCCCGCCGUCGUCGCCUCCCCCUCCUCCCCGCCGUCGCCUCCCCUCCUUCCCGCCGUCGCCUCUCCUCCCCCCGUCGUCGCCUCCCCCUCCUCCCCGCCGUCGCCUCCCCUCCUCCCCGCCGUCGCCUCACCCUACUCCCCGCCGUCGCCUCCCCCUCCUCCCCGCCGUCGCCUCACCCUCCUCCCCGCCGUCGCCUCCCCCUCCUCCCCGCCGUCGCCUCCCCCUCCUCCCCGCCGUCGCCUCCCCCUCCUCCCCGCCGUCGCCUCCCCCUCCUCCCCGCCGUCGCCUCCCCCUCCUCCCCGCCGUCGCCUCCCCCUCCUCCCCGCCGUCGCCUCCCCCUCCUCCCCGCCGUCGCCUCCUCCUCCUCCCCGCCGUCGCCUCCCCCUCCUCCCCGCCGUCGCCUCACCCUCCUCCUUGCCGUCGCGUCACCCUCCUCCCCGCCGUCGCGUCACCCUCCUCCCCGCCGUCGCCUCACCCUCCUCCCCACCGUCGCCUCCUCCUCCUCCCCGCCGUCGCCUCCCCCUCCUCCCCGCCGUCGCCUCACCCUCCUCCCCGCCGUCGCGUCACCCUCCUCCCCGCCGUCUCCUCCGGCGACAGCUCUCUUCGUGAAGAAAGGGAGAGACGCGGAGCGCGAGGAAGAGCGAGUGCACGGGAGCGCACGCACAGGAGAGUGCGCGUGA